Messenger RNA from Culex pipiens pallens (northern house mosquito), 1294 nucleotides. Its product is annotated as antithrombin-III-like. Gene Ontology annotation, molecular function: serine-type endopeptidase inhibitor activity. The record is from RefSeq and is a predicted model, not a curated record. The coding region runs from base 28 to 1179 and encodes 383 amino acids. Lineage: Eukaryota; Metazoa; Arthropoda; Insecta; Diptera; Culicidae. The transcript is spliced from 3 exons.
UCUUUCACGGUACUUUCUCGCGUAAAGAUGAUCUUCAAAGUGGGAUUCUUAACGUUUGCGCUCGCAGUUUCAGGUGUUAUUUCAUCAGAAGAAAAUGAAUUCAACGUUGGCAACCUGGACUUUACGUUAAAGUUCUUCCGCAACCACUACAACUCGUCGAGUAACUCGAUCGUGUCCCCGAUUUCGGUUCGGUUGGCGUUGGCAGCCCUGUACCAAGCGGCAGGACCCAAGCUGGAUCCCACCUUUCAGCAAGCGAUCAGCAUUCCCACUAAAAAUAAGAAGAAAAUUGCGGACGAUAUUCGUGCAUUUCUGGAAACGACCAACAGCGAACAUCUCCGAGUGCUGUUCAAGGCCUACAAACUGGACAAAGCGCUUGAUCCGACGUUCGAGAAGGCUUUGCAGGACGUGUUUGGAUCGAGCAUCGAUACCGUUGAUUUCAGGGACAGGGCCAAGGUUACCAACGUGGUCAACAGGUGGGUAUCGGACGCAACGAACCAGCUGAUCGAGAAGUUCGUCGAGGAAAGCAGCAUCGAUCCUUCGACGGAGUUCAUGCUUAUCAACGCCGUUGCUCUGGAAGCUCGCUGGGCCAACAAGUUCAGCCCGAAUCAAACCCGUCAGAUGACGUUCCACUUUGAAAAUGGUGAUCGCGAGGUACAGAUGAUGAGCCAGGUCAUGUCGGUGUCAUACAAGAUAGCUGAGGACUUUCAUGCAGCUGAACUGCUCUACACGGAGAAAUCAGAUCUAUCAAUGUGGAUCAUCUUGCCGCGGGGUCGCGGAUCGUUGGGUGACCUGGUCGGUUCGCUGACGCCCGAACUACUCUCGAACAUCCGGUUGGGCGCAAAGACGGUUUCACUGAACGUGGAGCUGCCACGGUUCACGAUCCGGAACGAGUUUGACGUAAACCGGGUGCUCGAAAAGAUGGGCCACGGUGGACUGUUUGGCAACGCGGACUUGCAGGUGUUCACCGGACCAAAGUCGGAGAUCGACGACAUUUUCCAGAGCGCGGUUAUCAAAGUGGACGAGGAAGGCACGGAAGCAUCCUCCGGAACUAGGGUCAACGUGAAAUGGCGCGUUGGACCGCGGCCCUUCUUUGCCAACAAGCCGUUCAUCUUUUUCAUACAAAAGCGCUCGACAAAUACGAUUCUAUUCAUAGGACAAUAUUCGAACCACGAGGACUAGGGUUCGGUCUUACCCCGGGGAACCGGUUCCCUGAGACCGGAAAGUGCAAAUAUCAGGGGGCGCCGCAGGUUGCACCACUUUCACCUGGUGGAAUAACUUAAACCCUUGUAAUAGA